UAUAAUGAAAAAUAAAAGUUAUACUAUAAUAAAAAACAUUGUGCAUUUUGCUACCCUUCUUGCAACCCUGCGUGAUAAGAAUAAAAAUCAAUAUUUGUAAUCUGUUGAGUUGUUCUCUUUACAACUAACUUAUAGUCACUGCACUUAAACUGAUUUUGAUUCAGUUUCAAGAAUAAAUGUUUUUUAAAAAACUACAAUAAUUACCUAAAUUGUUUUUAAUUAAUUUUAUGAGCUUUUAACAUUAUGGCCUCUUUUGGUUUUGGUCUUAGCGAAAUAAUUAAUAUACCAUCAGUUUUUAAUGAUAAUAGCACCAAUAAUACAUCAUUUACUGAGCAUGCAGUUUGGUGUAUUGAUUGGCGACCAUCACAACAUUGGAUGUUUCAGAUAGCUAAUGUUCUAUUCUUUGUAUCAUAUUCAGUGCCAACUAGCUAUUAUGGUAUAUUGUUUAUGCACUCAACAUUAAUUGCAGGUUUUCUUAUACUCAUUACUUGGGCGUGGAGAGUAGUGUGUGCACCUGAUUUGUUCACUUGGAAUUUAUGUUUUCUUUUUAUUAAUAUUCUGCAACUUAUUUAUCUUAUUUACCAAAGAAGACCAAUUAAUUUUAAUCCAGAACUUGAACAAAUUUAUCGUAAUAUGUUUAAGCCUUUCAAGAUUACUAGAAUUCAAUUCAAGAAAUUGGUGAGUGAACAAUUUGCUCAGAUUGUUACAUUACACAUAGGUGAGGCUUAUGCUAUGCAAAAUAUUACAAAAACUGAUCGACUAGGACUACUUUUGUCUGGAAAAGCAAAUGUUCUCCAAGAUCAUCAACUUUUACAUCCUAUAGGACCAUGUGAGUUUUUAGAUUCUCCUGAAUUUGAAAGUAGAGGCUCUUCUGAAGACAAAUUUAAGGUUUCUGUAAUUGCUGCGACAACAUGUCGAUAUAUAUACUGGCAAAGAUCAGCAUUAGAAUAUUUGUUUGUUAAAGAAACAUACUUAGCCACUGUAUUAGCUACUCUAAUUGCAAAAGAUAUAACCAUUAAACUUUAUUCUAUGAAUAAUAAAAUUAUGACAGAUAAAGGAUCUCAUUUAGAUAUCAGGUUACCAAGUAUUACUCCAGCUUUAGCGUCAAAAGAAUGUAAGCCACCAAUUGUGAAAACAUUAAAAAAGCUAGCAGUGAUCUCAUCGCAUUGUCCUAAAUCACCUAUACCAGCUGCUGGUGCAAGGUGUUAAAGCAACUUGGUUGGCUGCUUACUAGUGUGAAAUACCUAUCUAAAAGUAAAACAAUAUUUUAUUAGUUGAUCAGUAUUUUUUAAAUUGAAAUUCUUAGUGUGUGAACCUAACAUAAGUUGUUUUAAUUUAACCUACCUAUAUUGAUUCCUGCAAGUGUAUGUGGUGUGUUUAUUGAGUACAUAUUUUGCAAUUUUAACAAAUUGUAAACUUUUGUGUUACUUUGUGUUUUGCAUGUAUAUAUGUGUUUUGCACUCAUCUAUCCAUAUUUUUAAUUUAUACAAUGUUUAUGUUUUUACAUAUUGUGUUUUGAAUUGUAUAAGUAUAGUAAAUUGCUGAUCAAACUGUUCAGGUUGGAGAUGAUUUUAUCAUCGACUGGUUCAUUUUAUAAUUAAUCAUCAUUAUACAUAAUUUUAUAGUGUCCCAAUGAGGAUUUAAAUAUUUAUACAUGAAAUCUAUGUAGGUAUAUAC
This is a messenger RNA of Rhopalosiphum maidis (corn leaf aphid), 1677 nucleotides long. RefSeq names its product popeye domain-containing protein 3-like. Lineage: Eukaryota; Metazoa; Arthropoda; Insecta; Hemiptera; Aphididae. Gene Ontology annotation, molecular function: cAMP binding. The coding region runs from base 244 to 1209 and encodes 321 amino acids. The transcript has 7 exons. Gene Ontology annotation, cellular component: sarcolemma. The record is from RefSeq and is a predicted model, not a curated record.